This is a messenger RNA of Daldinia vernicosa, 2174 nucleotides long. Its product is annotated as tRNA-guanine transglycosylase. NCBI's taxonomy places the organism in Eukaryota, Fungi, Ascomycota, Sordariomycetes, Xylariales, Hypoxylaceae. The record is from RefSeq and is a predicted model, not a curated record. Gene Ontology annotation, molecular function: tRNA-guanosine(34) queuine transglycosylase activity. The transcript has 2 exons. Bases 210 to 1691 code for a protein of 493 amino acids.
CUCUAAAACAUCUUCUUGAUAUUUCUUUUUACUACAUCAACGCCAGGGAGUAUUUAUAGUAUAUAUCGAUGCCUUACGAGAACUCACUAAACGACGCUACCAAGACAAAUUCAGAGCUCACAACUUGAAAUUCUCGACUCGAAUAAGGCUAUCCUAGCUUAUAAGUAGAAAGGCGCAGGUCAACUAUCUACUCUUGUUCGUAUUAAAGAAUGGCCGAGUCUUCUUCAGAACAUGCCAUGUUCAACGUCCUGAAAAGUGCAGUGAUCGAAGGGGGAGCGCCUAGAGCAGGCCGUUUAACACUCCCGAAACGAAAACCAAUUGACACGCCCAACUAUAUUGGUCUUUCAUCACGAGGAGCAACACCACAUAUGACACCAGAUGUCAUCACCAAGCAUACAGAGCUCCACGGCUCAUAUAUGGCUUUGGAAGACUUUAUAGAAAAAUCUCAAAAGAGGGCCCAACCUGCGGUUUUUAACGUAGAUAUCGAUGGCAAAGAGGCACUACAUGCGUAUACCGCUACACCCACGCCACUAGCCAUAGUGCUCGGUGCUCGACGGCAUCCUGCAGUAGUAGCUCCUAUGGGUAAUGGGAAAGACUAUGUCUCCGUUUACACAUCUACCGGCUUCCAGAAGUUGAAAAACAGCGAAUAUUACCAAGCUGUCGAGAAGCUGCAGCCAGACAUUGCAAUACCCCUUGCGGACCUGACGUUCGGAAAUUCACAUAUUAGGACUAAGCUUCCAAAUCCGAAAAGGCAGCUCCGCAUGGUGGAGAGAACAGAGGACUGGCUAUCCGAAAUUAUAAAAUUAAGAAAUACCAAUGGUGAGAACGAGACUGCUAAGCCCUCUUUAUUCGCUCCACUGUUGCCGGUUGCUUAUCCGACGCAAUGGGAAUACUUAAACCGCCUAUCUCAGGACUAUGUCCAGCAUUUAUCCGGGCUUGCGGUGUACGAUGCGGAUAUCCUUCCGGACCUUAGCAAUCAUGAGUCCCUCAGUUCGCUGCCUCGGAUUUCUAUGGACUUUAUAACGUCACCACAAGAGAUCCUCCGGCAAACUCGCUUAGGGAUUGAUAUAUUCACUGUGACAUUUCUUAACGCAGCCUCGGAUGCUGGAAUCGCUCUUACCUUCUCAUUCCCACCACCAUCACCCGUGAAAACAGGCGCAUAUCCGCUAGGAAUAGAUAUGUGGUCGCCAGACCAUCAGGUAUCAUUGACGCCGCUCGCAAGUGGAUGCGAAUGCUAUACUUGCACCAGGCAUCACCGCGCCUACCUCCAGCACCUCCUUAACGCCAAAGAAAUGCUUGGAUGGACACUUCUUCAAAUCCACAAUUACCAUGUCUUGGACCAGUUUUUCAAGGGCAUCCGAGCUGCGCUUACCGCAGAACCCUCAACGUUCGAGCGUGACUGUGAUAUCUUUUCCGAGGCCUAUGAAUCCGUGCUUCCUAAGGGUACCGGAGAGAGGCCUAGGGCUCGAGGAUACCAUUUUAAGCCCGAAGGGGGGCAGUCGAAGAUCAAUCAACCAGCUUGGGAGAAGUAUGGGGAAGGCGGAACUGAAGACUCGACACUCGCCGGAGAGAUAGCAGGCCUAGCUGUAACAGGGACCACCGCAGAGGGAGGAGAGACCCCACUCGUCCCCGAUGCUGAAACCGAUGCCAAUGAGUUAGAUAGGAAGGGCUUCGCUGAAAUUGACAAGUGAGCUCCUGUUUAUAAGUGAUGACCUCAACUUCUUGCUGCACUUGACGAUAGAUUACGCGCUGCAAUUAUGAUGCACCGUCCUUGGUGAGAGGUAUGGCUAUCCAGUCAUUCACCGGGUCCAGCCCAUUUUCGAGUCGGCUGGGUCAGUUGUCCGAAUGAAUUAUUACUAGCUACCUACCUUAGGAAGUACUUAAGGCGUGGGACAAUUCGGUCGCCGAGGUCGUUGUUCGGUGGCCUCCACAUCUUUGCCACAUAAUCACUAGGGUUUGUUCCCGAGAAUUUGGAACCAAGAUUCAUAUCUGCAUGUAAUGAGUUGACAUCCUUAUGUAUUGCCCUAUUAUAUGCAGUAUAUCUGUAAAGGCAUUUUCAACCGCAGAUCAAGCAACUAACCACAAAUUUACAUAGGCACUGGGGAGGAAUACUACAUAGCAGAGAAGUUAUCAUCUCUAGCAAUGCGCUUACAGGCGUCAAUCGUCUCUUCUCG